AUGAAUUCUCAUCACUUGUUGAUUACUUCUGACAAGACCUUGUACGAGUACUAUGACUCUGUAGAUAUGAGACGAGGGGAUCGUUUCGCGACCGCCAUGGCUGGACACUACAACACCCCUCUGGACGACCCUAUUGAGAGUCUCUACCCCUUCGACACCUUGAAACAAGAUACACAGAUCGUGGACAUCGGAGGCGGCAAAGGGCAGCAAUCGAUCCGACUGGGAAUGAAGUAUGCCCGCAUGUCCUUCAUAGUACAAGACCUUGGCAGCGUUGUGGAAAGCGCGCAGGCCAGUGUGGACAUACCCAAAUCCGUCGCAGGACGGAUCCAAUGGCAGGCACAUAACAUCUUUUCUCCGCAACCGCUUCAGGGCGCCGAUGUCUAUUUACUGAGCCAUGUUAUGAUGGAUCAUCCGCUCAGUGCCUGUGUCACUAUGCUUCAGCACGUCGUCAAGGCGAUGAAAGCUGAUCAUUCAAGAAUUCUGAUCCACGAUUUUCUUGAUCCCGGGAAGGAAGAAUAUGUCUCUCAAUUCCUGAAUGAGCUGGACUUUCACAUGAUAGCUAGCCUGAACUGCUUCUCAAAGUCCCUCAAAGGCUGGUUAAAGGUGUUUCGCAACGCAGACCCAGCACUUCAGUUGAAGAGAGUAUUCAAGGGGUCGAAGAAUUCAGUAGUAUUUGAGCUUAUGCUGGAAGGAUGA
Messenger RNA from Aspergillus terreus NIH2624, 696 nucleotides. RefSeq lists its product as uncharacterized. The transcript has 3 exons. The record is from RefSeq and is a predicted model, not a curated record. Gene Ontology annotation, molecular function: O-methyltransferase activity. Lineage: Eukaryota; Fungi; Ascomycota; Eurotiomycetes; Eurotiales; Aspergillaceae. The coding region runs from base 1 to 696 and encodes 231 amino acids.